Messenger RNA from Daphnia pulex (common water flea), 7192 nucleotides. RefSeq lists its product as uncharacterized. Lineage: Eukaryota; Metazoa; Arthropoda; Branchiopoda; Diplostraca; Daphniidae. The transcript has 25 exons. Gene Ontology annotation, cellular component: cytoplasm. The record is from RefSeq and is a predicted model, not a curated record. Gene Ontology annotation, biological process: regulation of small GTPase mediated signal transduction; activation of GTPase activity. Gene Ontology annotation, molecular function: protein binding; GTPase activator activity. The coding region runs from base 731 to 6136 and encodes 1801 amino acids.
CGCUCUGGCAUGGUCGCAGUUUUUGUUCUCGUCAAUUUAACUUUUGAAAUGGCGAUACCUCGUGAUUGUGUUGAUUGUUCUCGGUCACGUGGCUUUUUUCACAACACAUCCGCCAUUUUUGGAUUGAAGACAACAGAAGUUCCUUGGCCUGGCUGUUUCCAUCGCAUUCGAUUUGCACCGUUAAAACUUGGAGAAAAGGAGCCACUCAAUGGAUCAUCCGUCGUCGCAGCAGUUGAUCCGCAUUUUGGAUGAUCCGCCUUCGGCACCAGCGGCUCGUUGCGAUUGACGGCUCUCAGCGGGACGUAAAGAGGAAACGAUUUAUUCACGCCUCAAGUUUCACGCGGUCCCGGUUGGAUAAAACCAAAUUUGGGAGGCCUUGGAAUAUCUACAGGUUUCAUCGGGACAUUUUGGUGUACAGCACUCCGGAAAAAAUCAAUUUCAUCCGCCGGAUUGGUCUGCGCACCGCAGAGACCAGUUGCUUUUUCCUUGUUUUCCCCAUUCAACAGGAGCUGCACACCAUCGUUCAUCCAGUGUGUGUGUGUGUGUGUGUUUCACCCGAAAUUUUCUUUUUGCGGGGCUGCUGCUCCCCGGGAAAUUUGUUUUCAUCCGGAUGCCUCCGCAUAUGAGAAAUCUUGCUGAAAAAUUGUGUUCGUGAGAAUCGAUCCAGUUGUGUUGUGUGUGAGCGUGUUUUUUUGAUCGGCCUCACGCAGUUUCCUCCCUCCGGCCAAUCAUGUCUUCGCAGGUGGUCUGCUUUGUCUGCAAUCUGCCCAUCUUGACCCACCAGGUGGGACUUGUUUGGCAAGGCGGCAACGGUAUCGAUGAGCUAUUGCGUGACUUCGAAGGACCCAAUGCCCUGACGGCCUUACGUACCAGGCUCGGCCGUCGCGAUUCCGCCACUCAAUUCAGAGCCGUCAGUCCGCCCAGGACGGUACGCGAAACUUCCCCGCCCGGAUCGGCCGGUGGCGGACGGGAUGGCGGACGGAGACGGUCAUCGCUGGCCCAGAUCACGGACUUGCUGUGGGGCAGCAAGGACAAGUCGAACGCGGGUCAUCACAACAACACGUCGGUCCCAUCAGCAUCUCAAGGUGGGAUCGGCUCGGGAAACAAUUCAAGAUCGCGGGCCGCUACGGGCCGGCGUGAAUCUCUUGUCGAUAUGGCCUUUGGCAAUUUGCCGUGGAUCCGGCGUCAAUCGUCGACGACUAGCGGCCCAUCGUCCAGCUCGGCCGCCGCCCAUUCGACCAGCAUCGACGGCGACAAAUUGCGUAAAAGGAGGGAAUCCAUGACGGCAGCCUUCCCAAAACGAUCGGGAGGAAGAAGAGAUUCUGGCGUCGGGUCUGGCGGAUCCGUAUCCGGAAGUUCGGUCGGUUUGGACAUUAGCAAGUUCCAGUUUUUAAUGUCUAGACGGGAUCGUGACAGUUCCUUACCGGCCGGAACUCCCGGCAUCAGCCGGACGGAUAGCACGGCGGGCAUUCAGAGGCAGUCGGUGGAUGGGAAUCUGCCCACUCAAACGGUGGAACUCAGCCAAGCGUUGCGGGAGCGCUUGAAAGAGCGUCACGACUCCAUUGGUUUCCUAUCGCGGCGUCGUUGUUCCGGUAUUUCACCGCUGGCCAGGAACAGCGCUGGAUCGAGGUCUGGCGGAGGUGGAAGCAUUUCCCAACACUCGUCGGCUGGAUCGGUGGCUGGAACUUCGACUGUGGCCACUUCACCCAGCGGCUUGGGACUGGCGCCCGUCAGUCCGACGUUCCCGUCGACCACAACGGUUGUGGUGACGUCCUCGGCCAACGUCGGCGGAUCGAAUUAUUACGGAAGCGGAAGGCAAGGCCAUGGCUCGCCGUCGUCACCUCGCCAACUGAGUCCCGUUCAGGGCUCGUUGCCCACUUCUCCGCGUUGCCAGCUGGUCACGACGACGACGGCCAAUUGCGGGACGUCGCCGGAUCACAGCCUCUGCCCCAUCUUCAGCGCCACCAGCAUUCCGCCGAGUCCCGAAGGAAGAAGCACCAGUCCGUUUGGUAGCGGCACUGGAUCGAUGCUCAACAGCGCCGCCAAUCCGCAGUCCGGCCCGUCUUCAUCCUGUCCGCUUGUCGUGGCUCCUGAGGAGCAUUUCGUCAAACCGAUCCUCCUGACCAGCGCUCCAUCCACCGAGAGCACGACGUCCAUCAACGCUCCCAUCGUCUCCACUCCCGUCGUCGUCGAACUGGCCACGUUGGGAGUCAGCCGACAUCGCCGGCGAUCCAGGCCGUCUUCUUCGCCCGAACGGCCUUGUUCCAGCAGUCCUUCCACAUCCGGGCGCCUACCCAGACUCCGCAGACAGUCGACCACUUUAGACGAAGGUAUUCCGAUAGGUGGUAAAACGGGCCGAAGAGGUUCCCGCCCGUUUUUAUCGCCCGAUGCGCCUCCGGCUGCCACUCUAAUGGCCGCUCUGCAGACUCACCGCGACUCGCUGUCGCCCGACUCGGCGGCCGAAGAAGCGCUGAGCGGCGGGGCCGGCCUGUUGGGCAGCACAUCCAAAUUGCGUGGCCGUCGAGAUUCGCGCCCUCACCUCAGCCCGGACGGCGAAUGCGGAGGAGAUGGAACAUCGCCUCGGGGCAGUCGCAUCCGCCGCCAAUCCACCACUACCGAAGACAUCUUCAAAUGUCGAAGCAGACGAGGUUCCAAAGCAACGACAACUUCUACAUCUAAACCAUGUCGUUCGGAGAGCAGCUCGACUUGCAGCUCCAGGGAGCCGUCGCCAAAAGAGCCCAGUCUCAGGAGACAAUCGACGACGACCGAGGAGAUCCUGAUCGCUCGCGGCUUCCGGCGCCAGUCGACGACCGAGGAGAUGAUGCGCUGCCGCAACUUCCGCCGCCAGUCGACCCAGUCGGAGGAAUUGACGAAGACGCGCGGACGUCGCGAUUCCUGCGCCCAGAUCAGCGACGGCACCGUCGCCACCAUGACCGUCGAAACCACGGCCGCCUUUUACGACACGUCCACCCAAACAGAGCCGUCGAGUGUCUACGACAACAACAUUUACCACGAGGAAUGCCUGCGCUGUAACGCCUGCGGCGUCAACCUGACGGGUCCCAGCCAGAAGCGUGCCCGUCGCUUCAAGAAUCAGAUCUUUUGCGACCUGCACUUUGCCGACGUGGCUCUGAUGGAGUCGUCCGAUUUCAUGCAACAACUCAGGAGCUUCAAGCCGCAAUCGCUCGGCUGUGCCGUCGCCCGCCGCAAGAGCAGCACUACACUCAUCUUUCCACUUCCGCCUCAAGCCUGUUCAGAUGAAUUCUGCGACGGAUAUCCUCACAAUUUCACGCCCACCCCGGGCUACUGGAUCGAGUGUUCGCGUCAAAGCGGAAGGGCCGGCCGUCGGCGUAAUCACGGCAUCCAGGAGGAAGGAAGUCAGGAGGAUUCCAACAGCCCGUCGGACGACGAGGACGAAGACGACGACGAAGAGGAGGAAGGAGAGAAGGAAAGGGAGGAGAACGACAACGGAACGGGAAUCCAGACGGACAGUUUCGACGGCGGCUGCAGCAACAGCGGCCAGCAGCUGAACCAGCGGCACGCCAACGGAGUCGCUUCCGUCUUCACCUCAACCGACUCGAUUGGCGCCGGCCCAUCGGAUCGCUCCGGCCGAAAAGUUCAGCUAGUUCAUCAACAUAUUCAAGUGAGUUCUACCAGUUUGCCGGAAAUCCACGAGCUGCAAGCCCGUCGCAAAACGGCCAUCGAGGAGCAGUUCGAUCGUGCGGGCACAUUCGAAUUGACUUCGGUGGAACAGGAGACGUACGAGCGUUACUUUUACGGGACCGAGCACUGGAACUACUUCUCCAACGACGAGGAUCUCGGUCCGGUCGUGCUCAGCCUCAAACAGGAGAUUAUCAACGGACGUGAUCAAUUCAGGAUCCUGGUACGGGCCAUCAGCUACACAGUUCACGGACUGAUCCCGGCUUCUUGCGUCUUCGCCGACCGCUACAAUCGCGAAGAAGUCGUCCGCUCUCUGGGCAAAGAGAUCAAUCUGAAUCCGCCAUUGAUUCUUGGCCAGCUGCCCGACACGCCCGAGGAACUCCUCAAACUCGAUCAGGUCUUUAUCAAAUCCGAGCUGAAGGUGGGCGUCAUCUACGUCAAAGAUGGCCAGUACACUGAGGAGGAAAUCCUGGACAACAACGAACACAGUCCCCUGUUUGACGAGUUCCUUCAAAUUAUCGGCGACAAAGUGCGGCUGAAAGGUUUCGACAAGUACAAAGGCGGACUGGACACGGUCCACGACUUGACGGGUCUCUAUUCUGUGUACACUCACUGGCGUGGCAUCGAGAUUAUGUUUCACGUCUCCACCCUCUUACCCUACGAGAAAAACGAUCCUCAGAAGUUGCAAAGGAAACGGCACGUUGGCAACGAUAUCGUCUGCGUCGUUUUCCUAGAGUCCAACACGACCGAUUUCUCGCCGGCCUGCAUCAAAUCCCAUUUUCUGCACACGUUCAUCCUUGUCCAGGUGUCGCCGAAAUCGCGCAGGAAACCCACCCGAUACGAAGUAUCGGUCGUGACCCGUGACGAAGUGGGAGCCUACAAGCCCUACCUGUGGGAGCAGUCGACCUUCCACAAUGGCGUCCUCUUUCGUGAGUGGAUGCUCACCAAAAUCGUCAAUGGCGAACGGGCUUCUUAUUCGGCUCCCAAGUUUGCCAGGAUGCAGGAACGUACCCGCAGUCAAAUGCUGGAGGAUAUCGUGGCCAACUUACAGAAUCACGCCGAAACUGGACAGAUACCCAAACCGUACAGGCGAGGUUCGUGGCGUCCAAUUGGUCACAUGCGGCCGUCUAGCCCGCUAUUGGAUUCAGUGCGCGAUCAAUUCGAGGGUUACGACCAAUUGGCCAAAGACUUUGCCAAAGUGUUCCUCAAUUUGGACCCGCCUUCGGUGCUUUUCGACGUCAGUUUCCUGGUCGGACAGGGUAAAACCAAACUGAAACUCUAUGGCGUUCGAGCCAUCCUAGGCGUCCGUAGUCGAGUGUUCCAGGAGAUGCUGUACGGAAUCUGCACAGGUUUCGGAUCUCCACAGGUUCCAGUUGCCGAGUUGCUGGCCAGAGCCGCCCCUACACUUCACAGUCCAGGUGGCCAGCAGCGUCACAAGUCGUCCAAUUUCCUUCAAGUGCCUGAUAUCGAAUCGCCCAGACCGAAAAGCGUUCCCAGUAGCCCGUCGGUGAUGCGAGCCUUUUCACGAUUGGGUAAUCUGACGGCCGGCUGGGGCCGGAGUAGCAAGAAACAAGACCGGCUAACGGUCGAUGACAAAAAGUGGACCAGUUCCCAAGAUUGCACCAAAAUGGGCAGAGAAGGGCGUGGUGAACGGGGUUCAGCUGCCGACCGGGCUGCGGCAGCUGCUGGAAGUAGCAAUAACAGUUUGGCCGUACCCCGACUGAGCGUUUGCGCCGACGUCCAGAAAGUUGAUCGCUCCAAAUUGGCUCAAACGGAAUUCGCCAUUAUUGAAUUCGACGCCGAAACAUUCCGGCUACUCCUCGACUACUUGCAUACCGGCUCCUGUCCGUGCACCUGCAACAACAUUCCAGGACUCAUCUGCGCGGCCGAACAUUACGAUCUACCCGAAUUACUCCAAGCUUGCUUUCAUCACGCCAAACAGUUCUUAAGAAUCGAAGUGGUUUGUAGCAUGUUGUGCCUAUUAGAGAAUUAUUAUUGGCGCUACACCAGCGCUUCCGAGUUGGUCAACAUGAUCCUGCUCUUCAUCGAGACCCGGGCCUAUCAGGUGUUCCAGUGCCCCGAUUUCCUGUCGCUCUCCGAGUCCAUCGUCCAAAUGAUUAUGGCGCGCAACCUGGAAGUGCCGGAAGUCCGCAAAUUCGAGGCUAUGCUCGUCUGGGCCAAGCACAAGAUCCGCACUCGAGGAGCGGCUUCGCGGGUCGACGCUAAAAUCGAGUUCCGUUGCACCAUGGAACGAUUGACGCGAGACCUCCGUCUCUACCGAAUUUCACCUCAAGAUCUCAUCAAAAUCGUCCUGCCCAGCAAGGCCAUCAAAAACGAGCGCAUCCUGGAAACGCUCAUGUUCCAGGCCAAUUCCGGCAUGUACCGCAUUCAAGAUUCCUACCUGGAGGCCUGUCAGCAACGUCUCCAGAAACAGGAUUCACGCUUUUCUGAAUGGGAUUCCUUCGACUACGGACUUUGAAAACAGCCCAUGACCCUUAAUAUUCUCAAAGAAAAAAAAAAUACCUACAAAAGAAUACUCUAUUAUUAUUAAAAACAGAAAUAGAUUUAUAUUUAUUAUUGCUAUACUAUAUAUUGAUAUACAGUAUCUGGUAUCAACUAUACAGCUCAUAUUACAUCAGGACUGAUUCGAAUUCUCCUUUUUUCCUUUUCUCAGUUGACUAUAAUUAAUAUUCUAAUUCUAUUUUUUCGAUGGCGUUUAGAGAGUCGGUCAUCAUUCUGGACAAUCAGCGUUGAAAAAAAAAAUUUAAUUUGAAAACCAAAGAAAAAAUGUCUAUCGUUCGUGAGUGUUUCAGCCUUGUCGUGAGAGUUUCUGUAUGCACGUCUGUCACAAACUCCCAUUCCAUUAUUGACCAAUCUUCUUCGGCUUCUUUUUCAUCUCUCUCCCUUUUUUCCUGCGCCAUCGCUCCCCCAAUUUUUCAUAUGAACCUCAUCAUGAUCGACUUUAUUCACUGUCGUCCUCUUCGAUGUCAUUCCUCAUCUUUUGUGGAACCAAAAAUUUCAAAAAACAAAAACAAUGAUGAUAUUAUUUAACUCCAACAAUACCGAUGAUGCUAAUAAUGUCCCUUCUGUUCUGAUUGAAAUUUUCAAUAUUAUUUAAUUAUUUAUUGAUGUGGACCCUAACCCCGUAAAAAAAUGACGAGCGCACCGCGGAAAAUCAUGUUAAUGAUUUACUACAACAACUUUCGCUAUUACUUCAAUUUAUUUGAUUGGGUGUCGUAUUAUAUAUACAUCGUCAUCGUCAGAAAAUCGACAGUCAGGAGAGCAGACAAAAUAAGAAUAUUUAAGAAGAAAAUGAGAGAGGUACACAAAUUGAUAGUAUUAUUAUUUACUUAUAAUCUAUUUCCAGAGAUUUCUAACCAGAACAUUAAACAAGAAAACUAAGUGUAUACCUGUGUAGAAUUAUUGAAACAUUAUCGAUUCACUGGUUUCUAUAAAUGGCUCCUCGCUCCUCCGUUUGUGUUGAAGAUAUAAAAGACACGUUGUGACUGAAAUAAAAACAGAUGAAUCUAUCAAA